Messenger RNA from Saxophila tyrrhenica, 384 nucleotides. RefSeq lists its product as uncharacterized. The transcript has 3 exons. The record is from RefSeq and is a predicted model, not a curated record. Lineage: Eukaryota; Fungi; Ascomycota; Dothideomycetes; Mycosphaerellales; Extremaceae. The coding region runs from base 1 to 384 and encodes 127 amino acids. Gene Ontology annotation, cellular component: cytosol.
AUGUCUCUCAAAGACGACCGCUUCCCGUCCUCUUCCUCCUUCGACCUGAUCGCCUCUGCGCUCCAAGACGAGGGCGAGCGGAAAGAUGCUGUCAAAAAGGGCCAGGCUAUCUUCGGCUUCACGAUCAAGAAGGGCGGGGAGACGGCGGACUGGCACAUUGAUUUGAAAGAGUCGGGCAAGGUUGGCAAGGGUUUGGCGCCGGAGGGGAAGAAGGCGAAUGUCACCCUCAUCCUCGACGAUGCGGAUUUCGCCAAGCUCAUGUCCGGCAAAGCAAACGCGCAGAACCUCUUCAUGAAGGGCAAGCUGAAAGUCAAGGGGGACGUCAUGAAGGCUACCAAGAUGGAGCCGAUCCUUACAAAGGCGCAGGCGAAGGCGAAGCUAUAG